Trichoplusia ni (cabbage looper) is the source of this 735-nucleotide messenger RNA. Its product is annotated as calphotin-like. NCBI's taxonomy places the organism in Eukaryota, Metazoa, Arthropoda, Insecta, Lepidoptera, Noctuidae. Bases 1 to 735 code for a protein of 244 amino acids. The transcript is spliced from 2 exons. The record is from RefSeq and is a predicted model, not a curated record.
AUGAUAUAUGAUAAUGGUGAUAGGGAACAGGUAGUAGUAGAUGCAGAAGGAAAGAAGGUAUUAGAAAUAGUGAUGAGGGUAGUACUAGCAAAAAUGAACUCCCUCUUCAUCUUCGCCUCCGUGCUCGCCCUGGCUGUUGCCGGACCUGCUCACCGUGGCCUGGUUGCCCCUGGACCCGCUGGACCCGUCAUGGCCCCCGAAUUCGAGCCCGUCGCUAUCGGACCCAGCGUCAUUGAGAACAACCCUAUCUCCGUUGGACCCGCCUUGGUUGAAUCCCAACCUAUUGCCGUUGGACCCGCUAUCAUCGAGACCGCUCCCAUCUCCGUCGGACCCGCCAUCAUUGACGCUUUCGAGCCCAUCGCUGUCGGACCCGCCAUCGUCGAAGGUUUCGAGCCCGUCGCUCCCUCCCCCGUCGCUGUUGUAGAGGAGGCCGUCAACCACCCCGCUGCUCCCGCCCUCGUCCAGAUCAUCUUGAACAUCAACGGUGUCAGCCACGUCAUCGACACUCCCCUUGAGAUUCCCGUCGCCACCCCCGUGCAGGUUGUAGACAGCGCCCCCGUCGCCCCUGCUCCCGUGCAGGUUGUGGAGGUCGCCCCCGUCCCCGUUGAGCCCGUGCAGGUCGUCGAGGCCGCCCCUGAACCCGUCCAGGUCAUCGAGGCUGCCCCCGCACCCGUCAUCAUCGGAACCCCCACCCUGCCCGUCCCCGUUGUCGUCCUUCCCGAGGAACUCAACUAA